Molecule: messenger RNA, 1695 nt
Organism: Olea europaea var. sylvestris
Lineage: Eukaryota; Viridiplantae; Streptophyta; Magnoliopsida; Lamiales; Oleaceae
Product: protein FAR-RED IMPAIRED RESPONSE 1-like
Exons: 3
Coding region: 1-1695 (564 amino acids)
Biological process (GO): regulation of DNA-templated transcription
Molecular function (GO): zinc ion binding
Source: RefSeq, a predicted model, not a curated record
AUGUACACCCAAUUUUACCCGUUUGUUGGCGUCAAUCAUCAUGGGCAAUCGACAUUGCUUGGUUGUGGCUUGGUAUCUAAUGAGGACACUAGAACAUUCGUGUGGCUAUUCCGGACAUGGCUACAGUGCAUGCAUGGGCAAGCACCGCAUGGGAUAAUUACUGAUCAGGACAGGGCAAUGCAGAAUGCCAUUGAGAUUGUAUUUCCGCAUACGAAGCAUAGAUGGUGUUUGUGGCAUAUCCUUAAGAAGUUGCCUGAGAAGUUUGGUUAUCAUGUUGAUAAGGCUUCGAUCUUUUCGACUAUACAUCGAUUAGUCUAUGAUUCACAGCUCGUUGACGAGUUCGAAAACGGUUGGAGGACGAUGAUUGAUACGUACAAUUUGUAUGAUAAUGACUGGUUGUCGGGAUUGUUUGAAAACAGAGGUCGUUGGGUACCGUGUUUCUUGAAGACCACAUUCUGGGCGGGCAUGUCCACAACACAACGAAGUGAGAGUAUGAAUGCAUUCUUUGAUGGAUACGUGCACUCAAAGACCUCUUUGAAGCAAUUUGUCGAACAAUAUGAAAGAGCACUACGGAAUAAGGUUGAGAAAGAGUUUCAAGCUGAUUUUAAAUCAUACUCGCAAAUGGUACCAUGCGUGACGAAUUAUGAUAUCGAAAAGCAAUAUCAAAAAGUUUACACUAUCACAAAGUUCAGAGAAGUUCAAACCGAGUUCAUUGGGAAGGUAUAUUGUGACAUCAUAUCAGUUUUAAAGGGAUGUCCAAAUACGAUUUACGAAGUUCGGGAGGAUGUCUUACUAUAUGCCGAGCAUAGGAUGAAAAAGAUUUUUUCGGUUUCAUUUACGAGGGAUACAUGUGACAUUGCUUGCAGCUGCCACUUAUUUGAGUUCCGAGGGAUACUUUGUAGGCAUGCAAUCGCUGUAUUGAUCCGUAAUGAUGUAACAGUACUGCCUAAUAAGUUUAUACUGAGGAGAUGGAGGAGGGAUGUAAGUAGAGCACAUACGAGAGUUGCAAUUCACUAUGACGGGUUGAUCAGUACUCCUACACAGAUGAGGUAUGAUGAAAUGUGCCAGGCAUUUUCAGAGGUGGUGGAUCUUGCUGCGGAUGAUGAAGCCCGAGCACGGGCGGUAAUGGAGUGGAUAAAAGUUCAAGCGAAGGAACUCAUACUGACAAAGUCGAGUAAUGGUGCUCAUCGAAAUGAUGUAAUAUCUCAUGGGUCGGAUUCUCAAAACCAUUUCGCCGUCAAUGUACUAGAUCCUAUAUUGUCGAAAAAGAAGGGUGCGCCAAGGAAACUUCGACAACGAGGCCCGUUGGAGUCGAGUUCGAAGAAAGUAAAGGUAUUUUAUUCUCAUAGCCUACUAAUUGAAACAAAGUUAGAAUCCAAAUUCUCAUAUACGCGAACGAUGUACAUGCAGGCAAGUUCAAGUUCAGGAAAAGGCAAGAGACCGAGAGUUAGACACAAUAUUGCGGAUGAAGGCGUACCUAAUGUUGAGGCAUCUCAACAGUGCUCAUCGCUGACACCAUUGUCAUGGAGACAAGGGCAGCCAACAAUAGAUGCAAUGAUCAGCUUGUGGAUAGCUUCAGUUUCAGUCUGCUUUCCCAGUUUGAUGGUAUUCGAUAUGCUGCAAGAAGAAGCCGGUUUCAUGUUUUCGUCAUUUUCAGUUUCAGCUUCAGGGACUGCUUCCUUAUCUUCUUUUUGA